Molecule: messenger RNA, 1083 nt
Organism: Prorocentrum cordatum
Lineage: Eukaryota; Dinophyceae; Prorocentrales; Prorocentraceae
Source: the annotation of a GenBank genome assembly
AUGUCCGAGGGCACGCGGCUGCUCUCCCGCCGCGCGGCCCCCGAGGCCCCCGCGGCGGCGGAGGGCCCCGAGGGCCCCGCGGAGGCCCGCGGGUGGCUGCCGCGCCCGGCCGCGGUGGCCCCGCUGCUGGCCGUGCUGUCGUGCGUGCUCUACUGCGGCAACGGCGAGCUGCUGCAGGCCCUGCAGGCGCUCGCGGCGGAGCUCGGAGCGGGGGGCGCGCUCGCGAACACGCCGCGCACGACGGCACUCCUCUUCGCCUUCGUCAUCAUGGGCUACAAUUGGGCGUGGCUGUCCAGCGCGAGGCUGGUCCCCGCAGGCCUUACCAACGCCGUGUUCCAGACUUCGAUCGCGUUCGUCUAUUUGGCCAGCACACACCUCUUCGCAGAGCCGCUCACCCUUCCCAGGAUGGUGGGGGUCGGGCUGUCCAUCGCGGGCUCUGGGCUCGCGAGCGGCUUGGUGCAUUUAGGGGCCAGCCCAUCGAACACGCUUCAGGCAGCGAGCGGGACAAUGAUGGGAGUCAUGCUUGCGCUGGUGGCCGCAUUGGGCGUGACUGUCUACCAGGUGCUCUUCAGGCAGCUCUUCGGCCACCUCAAGAGUGAUUGGCGUUUCCUCGCGUAUUUCGGGGCCUGGGUCAGCGUCUGGCAUGUGCUGGCGAUCUUGCCGCUAGUCAUGCUUGCAAGCCCCCUCGGCAUCGAGAAGCUAGCGCUACCCAGCAGCAGCGAAGCGUGGGCUGGCACGAUGGUGUCGGCUGCGCUCGCGUCCGCGGUGAACGCGCUCUAUCUGUGCAUAGUCAUGUGGGGGUCGCCGAUGCUCCUCCCGUGCGCCUCCGCGCUGUCCGUGCCGCUGACCGUUGUGCUGGACGCGGCCCUCCACGGCGCCAGGCCGACGGCCGUCGAGUGCCUGGGCCACCUGAUGGUGGUGGUCUCCGUGGUGCUCAUCAUGGAGUUGUACGGCACGGCGCUGGUGUCGAUGGGCAAGCAGUGGCUGGGCGCCGCCCGGGCGGACGACGAUCGCAGCCUCGCCGUGCCGACGAAGCUCGGCGCGGUGCGCGCCGGCGGCAGCACGCCGCCGACCGCGGUGUAG